This is a messenger RNA of Nezara viridula (southern green stink bug), 498 nucleotides long. Lineage: Eukaryota; Metazoa; Arthropoda; Insecta; Hemiptera; Pentatomidae. The record is from the annotation of a GenBank genome assembly.
CAGAACUGUCUUCAUAUGGUUUAAAUAGUCGAGGCGCAGAGCGAAUUCAACUUUGCAAGAUGGCAACUAGUACUUGUUCCAUGAUGAUCAUUCUCCACUUGUUUUUAGUACUUCUGGUUACAGGAUCGUCAGUGCUCGCGAUAGAAGAUUUUGGCGAGGAGACUACAACAAUGAGCGUAUUUAUUGAUAUGAAUCCUGAAGCUUAUCCAGAUCCUUCUUCACCUUCACCAGAAACUCCUGACACAACGAUGAAGCCUACCAGUAUCUUGAAGGACCUGGAACAAGUGGCCUGGAAGAUCGUUCAGUUCGAGUGGAAUGUGACUUCGGCGCUUCAAAGGAAGCUGGGUGGUGGGCCACUGGUCAAGGCGAUCCGGAUGCGAUCCGAAGUCGAGCCAGCGCUAGCCCGGAUCGUAGGCCUCGUGGAGGGGAGAAUACUCAGCAACAGUUUCCGAAAAAAAUAAUAAUAAUUUAUGAAUUUGAAUUUUGUUGUUCAAUAAA